Linum tenue is the source of this 927-nucleotide messenger RNA. The record is from the annotation of a GenBank genome assembly. NCBI's taxonomy places the organism in Eukaryota, Viridiplantae, Streptophyta, Magnoliopsida, Malpighiales, Linaceae.
AUGCGAAUCAAUACAAACCCAAACAACCUUCUACGUGUCUAUGAUGGGAAAAUUUUUGAAGAUUGGGUUUUGGCUGUUGGAGAUGGAGCAAUCAAGUGCACAACAUUCAACUCAUCGACUGCCACAGACUGGAUACAAUUACCAGAUAAGUUCCUCAUCCCACAUACAGGAAAUAGAAUUAAGGCAAUUACUGAUGUUGUAUAUGAGGAUUUUGAUAAUAAUUUCCAGGAUAUCAACUACAUCAAUACUCGAGCCAUAGUCACGCCAACAAAUCGAGUAGUUUCGGAAAUCAAUGACUAUAUGUUGGCUAAAGUCAAGGGAGAAGCAAAGACAUACUACAGUUCAGAUUCGAUAGAGGAUGAUACAAUAAACAGCAGCAGGUGGGAAGAGGAGUACCCAACCGAAUUCCUAAAUAGCUUAUCGUUCAAUGGUGUACCUGAACAUGAACUGCAAUUGAAAGUCUCCACUCCAGUCAUCCUUCUUCGAAAUCUGAAUCCAUCAAUUGGCCUGUGUAAUGGAACAAGGAUCAUGAUUACACAUUUGGGAGAACAUGUCAUCGGAGGUAAUAUCAUUGGAGGAUCGUACGACAGGACGCCGGUUGCUAUUCCUAGGAUUGUGCUCAAUAUCACUGAGCAUCGUUGGCCUUUUACCUUGAAGAGGAGACAGUUCCCAGUCAGAGUGUGCUAUGCAAUGACAAUAAACAAGAGUCAGGGACAAAGUCUUGAUAUAGUGGGGGUUUACCUGCCUAAGCCGGUGUUCAGUCAUGGACAAUUGUACGUGGCAGUUUCCCGAGUACGAUCAGCUGACGGCUUGCAUAUACUGAUUGACAACGAUGGCGAAGUUCCACAAUCAUAUACUAGAAAUAUAGUAUAUCACGAGACAUUUCCUGAUGUGCACACAGCAUCGACAUCACCCACAGGUAAAUAA